GUGCCUUUUUCCCCUUUCCACCACCAAGCAGCCGACCCCACGCGCAGUCAUGGUGUCCAGGAACAAGAAGUGCCGCAAGUUGCGCGGCCACGUCAGCCACGGUCAUGGCCGCAUCGGCAAGCACCGCAAACAUCCCGGUGGUCGCGGUAACGCUGGUGGCCAGCACCACCACAGGAUCAACUUUGACAAAUACCAUCCUGGUUACUUUGGCAAGGUUGGUAUGCGCCACUUCCACCUGACCCGCCAGAAGUACUUCAAGCCCACGAUCAACGUCGACCGUCUGUGGUCCCUCCUCCCCGUGGACCUCCGCACCGACAUGCUGAAGAACGCAUCGGCCGAGAAGGCCCCUGUCAUCGACUGCGUCCGCGCUGGCUACUUCAAGGUUCUUGGUAACGGAAAGCUGCCCGAGAAGCCCGUCAUUGUGAAGGCACGCUUCUUCUCCAGGAAGGCUGAGGAGAAGAUUAAGGCCGCCGGUGGCGUGUGCGUGACCACCGCAUAAGAAGCCCAAGCAUCUCGCUUGCGCUUCUGUGUCUGUGUGUGUUUCGUCUGCUUGCUCGCCUGCACUCCUUUCUCUUCACACCUGCCCUCGAGUUGAGUCUUGAUGAUCAUUGAAAGUAAAAGACAGACCGGGCAAAGACUCGUUUUGCCAGAAGCCAAA
Molecule: messenger RNA, 658 nt
Organism: Salpingoeca rosetta
Lineage: Eukaryota; Choanoflagellata; Craspedida; Salpingoecidae
Product: ribosomal protein rpl-27
Exons: 5
Coding region: 50-499 (149 amino acids)
Biological process (GO): translation
Cellular component (GO): cytosolic large ribosomal subunit; ribosome
Molecular function (GO): structural constituent of ribosome
Source: RefSeq, a predicted model, not a curated record